AUGGUCAGGUAUAUAUUGAUGGUUAAUAGCAAGCAAAUAGAAUGGAAUUUGGAACAAUUAUUAGUACCGGUCACGUGUGGAAAUGAUUGUGAAAUAUUCCAUGUUCCUAAAUGGAAGCAAGCAACCAUUGAAAAGGAGUUAUUUUGUGGUUCAAAUGUAAGGGAUUGUCUUGGGAGUCAGUCAAUUGCUACGAAAAUUUUUGCAAUUUUCAGGGCUUUGCAAAUGGCACAACACAUUUUAUAUGUCAAAUAG
This is a messenger RNA of Debaryomyces hansenii CBS767, 252 nucleotides long. Its product is annotated as DEHA2A02948p. The transcript has a single exon. NCBI's taxonomy places the organism in Eukaryota, Fungi, Ascomycota, Pichiomycetes, Serinales, Debaryomycetaceae. Bases 1 to 252 code for a protein of 83 amino acids. The record is from RefSeq and is a predicted model, not a curated record.